AUGAAAAGUAUAUUGUUGCCUUAUCUUUUGUGUAUUACUGCUGCUAAUGGUCAAUCACCCUGUGAUGAAAUAUCAUUCGUUGAUCGAGCUGGAUGGGGUGCACGAGAACCAACUGCAAUAACAAAUCUAACAAGAAAACCUCUUUCAUUUUAUGUUAUACAUCAUACUUAUCAACCUCCAAAUUGUUAUGAUGAUGCAUCAUGUAUUCAACGAGUAAAAUCUAUUCAAGAUUUCCAUCAACUUGAUCGAGGAUGGGCAGAUAUAGGUUAUCAUUUUUUAGUUGGUGAAAAUGGUAAAGUCUAUGAAGGUCGAGGAUGGAAUCGUCAAGCUGCUCAUUCGCCCGGAUGGAAUGAUGAUGCAUAUGGCAUUUGUAUCAUUGGUGAUUUCACAGUAGCACCUCCAAAUGAAAAAGCAUUAAAUACGGUACAAUCAUGGAUUAAAUGUGGUAUUGCACGAGGUCAUGUCAAAGAAGAUCAUUAUAUUAUUACUCAUCGACAAUCACAACGACCAGGUUAUACAGAAUGUCCUGGUGAUGGCGCAUUUAAUGUUGUAAAUAAAUGGUCACGAUUUUGUUCAUUUCAAAAUUCUGGAGCAAAUUUAACUGCAAAUCAAACACAAAUAUCUCUUGCUCUUAAUUUUUGUAAAAAAGAACUUGAAAUAUCCUCAUCUACUUCAACACAUCUAUUUAUGCCAAUUAUUUUAUUUCAACUUUUAUUCAUCUAUUUUUUAUAA
This is a messenger RNA of Rotaria sordida, 732 nucleotides long. Lineage: Eukaryota; Metazoa; Rotifera; Eurotatoria; Philodinida; Philodinidae. The record is from the annotation of a GenBank genome assembly.